Aphidius gifuensis is the source of this 4173-nucleotide messenger RNA. RefSeq names its product ras-specific guanine nucleotide-releasing factor RalGPS2-like. The transcript is spliced from 12 exons. Gene Ontology annotation, cellular component: plasma membrane. Gene Ontology annotation, biological process: positive regulation of GTPase activity; Ras protein signal transduction. The record is from RefSeq and is a predicted model, not a curated record. Lineage: Eukaryota; Metazoa; Arthropoda; Insecta; Hymenoptera; Braconidae. The coding region runs from base 251 to 2203 and encodes 650 amino acids. Gene Ontology annotation, molecular function: guanyl-nucleotide exchange factor activity.
UGCUAAGAGCUCCGAGCCCAAACAUAUCACACAGUUUCAGAUUUUCAUAACUGGUUCAAGUGCAUUUUAAUUUAUGUGUCUUGAUGAUAAUAACUGCACAAAUGUGUAAAAAUAAAUAACAAUAAUAAACAUAUUGUUUUACGAUAUUGAAAAACAAGGUGAUUGAUUAAUUUAAUUAUAUUUUUUUUUUUCUUUUUUUUUUUUUCGAAAAUGUAAUGAAACUUUUAAGAGGUUUCGUUUUUUGGCUGAGAUGUAUUACACAGCAAUAUCGAGAGAUUUUCCUGGUGAAUCUAUAUCACCCUACAAAAUAUCAAAGUUUGGUACAUUGGAAUGUCGAGGUAAAUCAUUUGUCAAUGAUACAAACUCACCGAGUGGUCCCUUACUGCCUGGUGAGAUGAACCAAGGAGAUAAAAAUUACAAAGAACGCAAAGAACAUCGUGAUAAAUAUAGGCCACACAGAAAAUACUCUGAACUUACACCGUCAAGUGUAAACACAAGUUACGAUAAUUAUGGAAAUUCUGUUUCGAGUAAAUCAAAUUCACUACCAGGAAGAUGUAAUACAAAUCUGGAAGGUACUGGACCCUUGGUGGCAACUGGAAUUUCAUCAGAUGAUCUUGCAACACAAUUGACACUAUUAGAUCUUGUUGUUUUUAAAGCAAUUAAACCUGAAGAAUUAUCCAGUUGUUCGUGGAAUAAAAAAAAUAAAUUACUUGUUGCACCAAAUGUUGUUGAUUUCACCAGGCGAUUUAAUCAUGUAAGUUUUUGGACAGUACAAGAAAUUUUAAAUUUCUCAUCACCAAAACAACGAUGUGAAGUUAUUGCGCAUUUUAUACGUGUUGCUAAAAAAUUAUAUGACUUGAAUAAUAUGCAUUCUCUGUUUGCCAUCAUAUCCGGCCUUCAAAGUGCGCCAAUAUAUAGAUUAACAAAAACAUGGUCAUAUUUAACAAAGAAAGAUAAAGCAUCAUUUGAUAAAUUAGCUGAGGUAUUUAGUGAUAAAAAUAACUGGAUGAAUCUUAGAGAACAUAUGUCAACACUUAAAUUACCAUGCAUUCCUUAUCUUGGUCUAUUUCUUACUGAUCUUGUUUACAUUGACAUGGCACAUCCACCAUCUAAAAACAAUGACAAUCAUCAAAGAGCAAUUAAAAUGAAUACUGUUUUAACUCGUGUUACUGUAUUUCAAGCAAGUGAAUAUUCAACAAUUACUGUACUAGCAGAUGUACAAAAAUAUUUAAAUUCUGUGCGUUAUAUUGAAGAGUUACAAAAAUUUCUUGAAGAUGAUCAUUUCAAAUUAUCAAUGAAAUUAGAGCCAAAUUCACCAGUUGCAUCAUCAAGUAGUAGCAAAGAAUCAGUGGGUGAUGUGGCAACGGGCGUGGCUGCAUUAUCACUAUCACCAGCUCGUGGUUGUGCUGGUUCAUUGCGUCUUCAUGCUGCAUCAGCAGCAAAUAAAUUUGUUCCUGGUCAUCGUAAAUGUCGAAGUCUUGGCACAAAGCUUCGCAGUGCGAGCCUUCCACGCAACUUCCAUAAACAAGGAUGCCGAUAUGGGACUAGCUUUGGAGCAUCUGGUAUAUUUGGAAAAUCAAAUGGUGCUAAUUUAGAGACUGGACAAAUGACUGUUAGACAUCUUUUGGAUGAUUCUGUUCUUGAAGAACCACAUGUGGUAUUGCCAACUGUUGAUUUAGAUCAAAAUUCACCUUGUACACCUACUGAUGCAAUAAAUGAUGAUUGCAGUCUUCUUUCACGAACAAGCACACUUCCUAUACUACCAUGUGAUAUUGAUGGAGUGUUGGAACCACGUUGUUCAAUGCAAGGGCUAUUAAAAAGAAAAGUUAUUUUACGUGAUGGAAGAAAACCAGCAGUUACAACAUGGCAAAAAUAUUGGAUACAACUUUGGGCCUCGUCAAUUGUUUUUUUCUCACCAAAAUGUUUUAAAGGGGGAUUUUCUUUUAUUUUCAGUUGUGAUAGAUCUGAUUUUAAACGUGAGCCACAUAAAAUGGUAUCAAUACUUGGAUGGAUUGUUGAAUCAGCUGAUAGUAUGUUUCAUAAAGAUUCAUUUUUACUCACUGAUCCUAAUAAAGGAAAUAUCUACAAAUUUCGAGCUAUAUCAAGUGAUUUUGCUGAACAGUGGGUAAAAGAGAUGCGAGGAAUGGUACGUGGAGUGACUGAAAAAAAACCAUUACCAGCAAAUUUAAUGUCUUUCGAGUAGUCGGUGUAUUAUCAACCUUGAAUACGGUAAAUAAUAACAUGCAGCUCUUAAAAAUUAAAUAACUCAAAUAAUAUAUCAAAUUGCUGAUAAUUAUUAUUCGCCAAGCAUGCGCCAAUGCUUUGAAAAAAUAAUAACUUUAAAAAGAUUCAAAUACUUUAAAGGUAAAUUAAUUUUUUUCAAAUGGACUAAUCAUUUUUUUUUUUUUUUAUAUAACAAAAUGAAAAAAUAAGCUUAAAUAAUAUCAACCAACUUUUAUUUUUUGCUUUGUACUAAAAUUUUACAUGAAAUUUCUAUUCGUUCAAAAAAAAAAAAGAAAAGAAUUUCAAUGAUUUUGUGAAAAAAAAAUGAAUGAUAAUAAUAUUUGAGUUAGAAAUUACAUUCAGUCCAUCGACUGAUGUCAAUUAUAUUAAAAAAAAAAAAAAAAUUAAUUGCUAGUAACCACUAAACAAGACUAAAAAUUUAUACAAUAAAUAAAAAUAUUCAAAAUAAUUUUUUCUAAUAAAAUUAUAUAAAUAUAUAUUUUUUUUUUUUUGCAAAUAAAUUUCACAUGUAAAUUCAAAACUGGUACUAUAUAUUUAACAAAAUUUAAAAGAAAUAAAAUUAAUAACCAUUAUAAAUAGUAAAAUAUAAAGAAAAAAACCAAAGGACCCAAUUAAUCUGCGAUUUAUAUUGACUAUGAAUAGCAAAAUAAAUAAAAAAAUAAUGCUAUUAGCUUGCCUUUUUUUCAUUGGCAUAUCACUAGGCAUUAAUGUGUGUAUAAUAAUAAACCACUCAAUUUAUUAUUCAUGACAAACAUAGGAUUAUUAUUAACAAUACAUACCAUUUAAAAAUUGACAAAGAAAAAAAAUGAAAAAGAACUGUCUGCUCGAAAUUUUGUAGUUUUAAAAUUAAUAUAAGUAUCGUUAUUAUUAUUAUUAAUUAUUAAUUAUUAUUUGGCUAAUUAAAUGCCUAUACUUGCAUUAUUUGAUACUCAGUAAAUUGUUUUUUCAUAGUCCACUGACAAUUUGACAAAGAAAUAAAAGAGAUUGUCAUUGUUUUUUUUUUUGAACAUAUUAAUUAUUAUUAUUCAAUGUUAAAGGCAAUAAGUCAUGAAUUAAUUAUUAUGAAAAUAUAAAGAAUAAAAGAGUCAAGUGUGGCUCAUUUAAUCUUAAUACACACAUAUCAUUUUUUUUUAUUAUUAUUUAAAUAAAUAAAAAAACAAGUAUGCAAGAAAUAAAAAUAAAUGAUCAAUAAAUUAACAACAGAUGUUGAAUAAUAUUUGCACUAAAAGGCUGACUGAAUCAUGUUAUUAAAAUUAAUUUAUACGACUUAAUUGUUAUUGAAAAUUCAAUGUUCUAUUAUUGAUAAAAAAAUUUUUUUUUCUAUUUUUUACUACAUGAUGAUGAUGCCAAAAAGGAAAAAGUAAAAGAAAGUAAUGUUUUUUAUAUAUAUUUUUUUUUUUUGGUAAUUCAUAUAUUAAUUAAGAUGGAAUUUAUUUUUCAUUUGAAUAUUAAUAAUUACUCAUAUAUUUAUGAAUAAUGAAAUGGUUGUAUUGUCAUUCACUUUAAUUGUUAAUAAUUGAGGCUUUUUUUUUUGUAUAAUUUUAAUUUUGUUGUAAUUUAAUUUUUGUAUAUUGCUAGUCUUUAUUUUUUUUUACCCUACAAUAUUAUAAAUAAAUCCGAGCAUAUUUUGACUAAAGUAUCUGUAGACUGAUACAUUAUUAUUAUGAAAAAAAAAUAUAUAUAAAUUUGCUUGGAUUGUUUUUAAUAACACAAGUUGAAUUUGAUAAUUUUCCUAUUAUCAACAAGGUAAUAUGUUGAUAGAAAUUUGAUGAUAGAAAAAGAAAAAUAAUAAUAAAUCAAUAAUAUAAUUGAAUAUCACCUGAAUAAUUGCAAAUCACUUUAUUUUUUUAAACUAAUAAUGCAAAGCUAUCAAGUUUAUUAAUAUUUAUAAAAUGAAAAAGAAAAAAAAAAAACAAUUUCUAAUGCAAA